CAACAUCGAUCACUUUUAUAAAUUUGAAUAAAGCAACCCCAAACACCCCAAUAAUAGUAACAGUUGCAUUCACUUUAUAUUUGAGUGGUAGGUGCAUUAUCUAAUGGAGGGUAGUUGGUAGUUAAUUAUAGUAUCAUUAUGGGGUACGUGCAGCACCAUAAUGACCCAAACAGACUCCUGUUUACAAUUUUCCAGAGUUACUUUGUGCUCCAAAUCGAUAGAGACGAAGAUGGAAGGGAUAGAUCACAAGAUGAUAAGCGUCAAUGGCAUCGAUAUGCACGUUGCAGAGAUGGGUCAAGGUACAAUUGUACUACUACUCCACGGUUUCCCUGAGCUCUGGUACUCCUGGCGCCACCAGAUCCUCUACCUCGCCGCCCACGGGUACCGAGCGGUCGCCCCUGACCUCCGUGGCUACGGAGACACCACCGGUGCACCUACCGACGAUCUUACCAAGUUCACUACACUUCACGUUGUCGGCGACAUGGUCGCACUCGUCGACGCUCUUGGUGCAGAUAAGGUGUUUGUUGUUGGGCAUGACUGGGGCGCCAUAAUUGCUUGGCGUCUGUGUCUGUUUAGACCCGACAAAGUUAAAGCCUUGGUCAAUUUAAGCGUUCACUUUGUCCCAAGAAACCCUCACCAGAAAACGGUAGAGAUAUUCCGUAGCGCAUACGGAGAUGAUCACUACAUUUGCAGAUUUCAGGAACCUGGGGAAAUAGAAGCUGUGUUUGCGAGUCUUGGAACCAAAAAAGCUGUCGAGAAAUUCUUGACACACCGUGAUACUGAUCCGUUUUAUUUCCCUAAAGGCAAGCCCUUUGGAGCUUUGCAUGAUACUCCCGUCAUCUUGCCAUCGUGGCUAUCUCAAGAAGAUGUUGAUUAUUACACCAAAAAAUUCGAGCAAACUGGGUUCACAGGAGGACUAAACUACUACCGAUGUUUUGACCUAAACUGGGAACUGGAAGCACCAUGGACAGAUGCUAAAGUAAGUGUUCCAGUGAAAUUCAUUGUUGGGGAGUUAGAUUUGGUGUAUCAUAUCCCAGGCGUGAAGGAGUACAUAAAUGGUGGUGGAUUCAAGAAAUAUGUGCCUUUGUUGGAUGAAGUUGUGGUGAUCCAAGGUGCAGCUCAUUUCAUCACUCAAGAAGUACCAGACAAGAUCAACAAACACAUUUAUGAUUUCAUUCAGAAGUUCUAAAAUCAUUUAAGGGGAAUGACAUCCAUACAUAUGUAAUUCAACCUAUGCACAUGUAAGGUCUUAAACUACAAUACCGAAUGAUAUCGGCUAAGAAGUUAGUUUAUGUUUAUUUAUUUUAACAAGUAAACGAACAUGAACAUAAGUUCUCGUUCGUUUUGUUAUAUGAACGAAUAUGAACAUUUGUCUCGUUCGUUCAAUUAUGUUCGUAAACAUUUGUUUAUAGUCGUUUAUUUAAGUUCUUUUUAUAUUCAUUUAUGUUCAAUUGUGUUUAAUUACAUUACUAUAUUAUAUAUUUAAUUAUGUCUGUUUAUCUCUGUUCGUUCAUAUUCG
Messenger RNA from Lactuca saligna, 1519 nucleotides. NCBI's taxonomy places the organism in Eukaryota, Viridiplantae, Streptophyta, Magnoliopsida, Asterales, Asteraceae. The record is from the annotation of a GenBank genome assembly.